This is a messenger RNA of Elephantulus edwardii (Cape elephant shrew), 2811 nucleotides long. RefSeq names its product fibrosin-like 1 (gene FBRSL1). The record is from RefSeq and is a predicted model, not a curated record. NCBI's taxonomy places the organism in Eukaryota, Metazoa, Chordata, Mammalia, Macroscelidea, Macroscelididae. The annotation marks the transcript as partial. The transcript has 20 exons.
AUCGACGGCUUCGCCAUCGCCAGCUUCAGCACCUUGGAGGCCUUGGAGAAGGACAUGGCUCUCAAACCACAUGAGCGGAAAGAGAAAUGGGAACGUCGCCUCACUAAGAAGCUCCGGGAGUCAGAAAACUGCCCCGCAGCAGAGCCCAGUGAAAAUGGGCAGCCCCUGGAGGCAGGCAGCCCUGAGCAGGACUUAGAACCCCCCUGCGAACAGGGCACGAAGAAGCUUCCACUGCAGCCCGCCAAGCAGAUGAAGGUGGCAGUGGCCAGGGGUGGUGACAGGACCAGUGACAACGACAGCACGCAUGAGGCCACCAGCUCCAGGCACAGCAGCUCCCGGGACCAGCUCAGUGAUAGCUCGGCGCAGGCAGUCUCCGGAAGAGGCUACUCGUGUGACAGUGAGAGUGACGUGGAUGACAAGGCAUCUGUUGGCUCAGAGAAGCUCUUCUCCCCUGAAACCAAUAGAGGUCCUGCCCUUGGGGAGAAGGUGGAGGUCAAGGCCGUGACUGUGCCCAGGGUCUCAGGCCUGGAGCGGAGCCGUGAGCUGAGCACCCAGACGCCCUUCCUGCCUUCUGUGCCCAGCCCUGCGGCUGCCCCCGCAGCCACCACUGCCGCAGCCUCUGCGUCCCCCACGGGGCCUCCACCAGGCACACGGGCCAGCCCCUUGGUGAAGAAGGAAGCUCCCGCCCUGCCCCGACUCACCCCACAGCCUCCACCGCCACCCACACCUCCCCAGCCCCGGGCCCCACUCCCUACACACGUGCCUGUCUCCCUGGGCACCUACCCGGGCACCAGCCAGGCCACGCACGGCAGCCUGCCCUGCUUCAGCAGGAGCAGCGGUGGUGCAGCCAGCGGUCCUGGCCUCAGCCUCUCGAAGAACGUGGCCCUGUCGCCUCACGGGGCGGGCCCUGUGCUGGGCCUGCCCAGCUCCAACCUGUCUACCUCGCACUUCACGCUACGGUCACAGGCCCAGCACCAGCACCCCGCGGUGGCCAUGUUCGCCACCCCCCCGACACUGCCCCCUCCCCCGGCGCUACCCAACAGCCUGGUCCUUCCAGGGCACCCAGCCGAUCAGGAGCUGCUCCGACAAGAGCUGAACACGCGCUUUCUGGUCCAGAGCUCGGCGCGGCCCGGGGCCCCCCUGGGGUUUGAGAAGUACGCCCCCAAGCUGGACACCCCGUUCUUCCGACAUUCCAACGUGAGUGGCCCCUCACUGUGGUCUCGGCCUAGGUUGUUCCCGUCCUUUCCUCCGGCCAUCCCUGGGAUGCCCACUCUACUGCCACACCCCGGCCCCUUUGGGUCCCUGCAGGGUGCCUUCCAGCCCAAGGUAGCGUCUGAGUGGGCAGGCCUGUGGGCACAGUUGGACGGCUUGUGGACGGCCAGCCCCAUUGAGGUGACAGGCCGGGCCAGUGCCGUCCAUGCCCUCCUCCAGAAGGCCCCUGUGGUGUCAGACCACUACCGGACCAUGGUCAGGAAACCCGGGAAGUGGUGUGCCGUCCACGUGCAGAUCGCUUGGCAGAUCCACCACCAUCAACAGAAGAUCAAGCAGAUGCAGCUGGACCCCCACAAGCUGGAAAUGGGCACUAAGCUGGACCUGUUCAGCCGGCCCCCGGCCCCGGGCAUGUUUGCAGGACUCCACUACCCGCAGGACUUGGCACGGCCACUCUUCUCCAGCACUGGUGCUGUUCACCCCCCCACCAGCCCUUUUGGACCCCCCACCCAUCACAGCAGCUUCCUCCCCACCGGUCAUCUAGCAGACCCUUUCAGCAGAUCCAGCACUUUUGGGGGCCUCGGCAGCCUGGGGAGCAACGCCUUCGGGGGCCUGGGCGGCCACACACUAACAGCAGCAGGCGGUGUCUUUACCCAAAAGGAGGCUUCCACGCUGCACAGCCCGCCCACGCUGCAUGGCCUGCCCAGCCCCCACGAGGCCUGGAGCCGGCUGCACCGGGCACCACCCUCCUUCCCCACACUGCCCCCAUGGCCCAAGCCUGUGGACGCUGAGCGUGUCUCCACCCUGACUAACCAUGACCGAGAGCCAGACAGGAGCAGGGAGGAACGAGAGCGGGACAAGGUCCUGGACAGGACGCGCCUGCUGAGCCGGGGCUCACCCUCUGCGCCACUCGGCCACCCCAUCAGCAGUCUUCUCCUCCGAGGUGGCCCAGGUGAGCCAGGCCGGCCCGGGGAGUCCACUGAACCCCGGGUUAAGGAGAGUCGAUCUCCGAUCAAGGAGGACAGCUCGAAGGCAGCCUCGCACCCACCAUCGCCCUACAGCAAGGCGGCCUUGGGGGAUGUGAAGGUCAAGGAAGAGCGGUGGGAGGAGGCGGACACAGCUGCUCUGGGGCCCCCGGUUGGCCGCGAGCGCCCGGGCUUCGAGUGGGAGCCGCCUCGCCGCCCCUGCCCUGCUACGCCUGUGCCCCCAGAGUCAUCCGAGCGCCCCUACCGCGACCGUGAACCCCACGACUCCAGCCCGGAGCACCGCUGGGCCACGCGCAGGGAGGAGCUGGAACGCACCCGCCCUCCUCCGCACCAGCCCUCACACCCGCCCGGCGGCCCCGCACUGGACAGCUCGGCGCUGCUGCCCCCGCUGGGCACUCUGCACUACGCGCGCCUGGCGCCCACGGCCACGCACAACGGGCUCCUGGCGCGCACCCCGCCCGCCGCCAGCCCGCUCAGCGCGCCCCCUCCCCUGGUGACCACACCCCCCUCAGGCCCUGGGCAGCAGCCCCCGCGCAGGACUACACCCCACGGUUCCUCUGGGGAGGCGCGUGACUACUCCCCAACCCGCAACCCGCAGGAGGUAGAGGCCAGGUAG